UCUCUUAAUUAUAGUCAUCAUAGUCUAUAUAAGCAUAUAUAUAUAUAUACACAUCUUCUUCAUUCUACUGUAACUAGCUUUUGGAUUUCAAUGGCAGAGUUCAGAGGUCAACCUCUAUACAAUUGUAGAAAUUGCAGAAACCCUAUUGCCCUCCGUGAUGAUCUCCUUUCAAAAAAAUACAAGGCAAAAUCUGGGCCUGCUUAUCUGUUUUCUCAUGCAAUGAACAUCAUUGUGGGACCUAAAGAAGAGAAGCAGUUAAUGACUGGUGUGUUCACUAUUGCUGAUAUUUACUGCAGAAAUUGUGGUGAGGUACUUGGCUGGAAGUACAUAACAGCUCAUGAUCAUACUCAGAGAUUCAAAGAAGGCAAGUUCAUUGUAGAGAUUGCGAAGAUUGCCAAGUUGUACUAGAAAAACAACUUGUGCCAAUCUUCUUCAAAAUCUAAUAUUGUAAAUACUAAAAAAUAUUAUGUCAAACUAUAAAUAAUCUCACUGUGGUUUGUGAGGGUUGUUCAAGCUUUUUUCAGCUACUUUGUAUGCUUUUAUAUAUAAUUUAACAUACUACUUACUUUAUCA
Messenger RNA from Humulus lupulus (European hop), 573 nucleotides. Its product is annotated as protein yippee-like At4g27740. The record is from RefSeq and is a predicted model, not a curated record. Lineage: Eukaryota; Viridiplantae; Streptophyta; Magnoliopsida; Rosales; Cannabaceae. The transcript is spliced from 2 exons. Bases 91 to 408 code for a protein of 105 amino acids.